CCAAAGCUGCUCCUCACAGAACUGCACAUGCUAUCGCCCAGUAGCUGCUGCUUGACCCAUCCCUUUGGAUGAGAACUUGCUUUUGUUCUGCUCUUCUCCUCCUUGGGAGUAGUAAUAUGUGGGGAUGGAGCUGAUCAGGGGUUAUUUUCUGAAGGGCUCAGGUCACAGACAGCAUUUGCUCUUCCUGCCUCUGCUCUGAGCUGGGCUGGGAAGCAGGUACGACAGCCACAGAUCCAGGCAUUGCUGUGGGAGGGAAGCAGAAGAGGAGGGGCAUGAGGGAACCGAGCUGCAGCCUCUUUGCCUCUGCUCCAAGCUCUCAGGGCAGCCUCAUCCUCAGUCCUUCGGGCACGGACUUUUUCUCUGCCACAUGAGCUUCUCCAGCACCAGCUGCUAAACCUGCAGUUACCUCUUGGAUAAGACAAAUUCCUCAACCCUCUUUUUUGCCAGUUCCUGGAAGAAUUUGCACUGGAGACAGACAAAGUGUGCAAGAAUCAUCUGAAGAAAACUGCUCCCCAAAGAUAAAACACAGAGCACUGCAAAAACCAAGCAUUCAGCAUCUGGCCACCACUAACAAACAGACCUGCCUGAUAGCAGUCAGGGCUACAGUGACUGCUCCCUGCCUUCCCAGCAGCCUAGCUACAUGGAGGAGCAAGAAGACAGCUUUGUACUUUCCCUUGGAGCCAGCACCAGCAAGUGCAGCUUUGACACUAACCAAACAGGGGCUCCAACAUGCUGGUCAGGAGCAACCAGGGGUGGCCCGGAAGUGGUGAUUGUACCAGUGCUUUUUGGGUUGAUUUUCCUCCUGGGAAUGGUGGGAAACACGUUGGUGUUGGUUGUCUUGGGACGUUUCCGGCCUAGGAGACGCCCAUCACGAAGCGUUACCAAUAUCUUCAUCCUGAACUUGAGCAUUGCAGACUUCUCCUUUCUGCUCUUCUGUGUCCCCUUCCAGGCCACCAUCUACUCCCUGCCAGAGUGGAUCUUCGGUGCCUUCUUUUGCAAAUGGGUUCACUACUUGGCUAUGGCAACAAUGCUGGUCAGCAUCUUUACUCUGGUGGCUAUGUCCAUGGACCGAUAUAUUGCUGUGGUCCACGCCAAGCGUUCACACUGCAUCCGCAGCAAGCGCAAUGCUGCCCUCGGUGUGGGUAUCAUUUGGCUGCUGUCUCUAAUCAUUGCCAUCCCUGUGGCCCAGCACCAGGCCCUCAUGAGUGGUCAUCAGCAAGCACCCAACAGCUCCUUCUGCUGGGAGCGCUGGGCAAACGGUUCAACAGCCAAGCAGAUGUACAAGGUCACCAUCCUGCUGGUGGGGUACCUCCUGCCCCUGGUGCUCAUCACCUGCUGCUAUGCCAAGGUUUUGUAUCAUCUCCAUACGAAAGUAAAGAACAUUUCCAAGAAGUCAGAGAGAUCAAAGAGGAAGACAGCACAGACCGUGCUACUUGUGGUUGCUGUGUUCCUGCUCUCCUGGCUGCCACACCACAUUAUCACAAUGUGGGCUGAGUUUGGGCAGUUUCCCCUGAACAACAUCUCCUUCACCUUCCGCAUCAUCUCUCACUGCCUAGCCUAUGGGAACUCUUGCAUCAACCCCAUCAUUUACGCUUUCCUCUCAGAAAACUUCCGCAAGGCCUGCCGGCAAGUCUUCACCCGCAAGCUCUUCCUGCAGCCAGUUCCUGCUGAGAAAUUGGUCAGAAUACGUAUGGAGAACUUCUCCACCACACACUCGACUACUAACAUGUAAAUUGGUCUCACAAAUACGUUUCAGGAGGAAGAGGAGGGGUAAGAGUGUUGUCUGGGGAUAACAAGUAUACAAGUGCAUUUCAGGGAGUGGUGCAACCUCAAUAAUGUGGAUUUUGUUAGAUUACCAGAGUUGUAGGAGGCAUUCUCCAUGUGGCUGUUAGGACACUUGACACAGCUUGUCCGAGGGCACCUUGCUAGGUGCAACAUAACUUUUCGAAUGUCCUUGUACUGCCCAUAAGAUAGAACUCAUAUGUAGCUGUAGUUAUGUCUAAAAUACAUAGUAGUAGUAAAGUAGUAGUCUAAAGAGCUCCACAGAAGACAAAAGAAGGACAGACAGAAAAGAACAGUUAAUUAUGCAUGUAGACAGUCAUUAGGAUGUGAACAGUAAGUGAUGUGACAUUUAGAGAGCAUAGAAAAACAUUUAGGAAAACUGAAUCUAAAAAGCUUUUGAGUAUGUCUUUGUCUCUUAUGUAGGUUUGACCAUAUGCAAGCUACAUCUUUAGCUCGCUAGCUCUGAUGGGGUCUCUAAAUCUCUUUGAAGGCUUUGCUAUAGUAUUUAGCUACUGGGUAGUAGAACUUUCACAUGAUGUGUCAGUGAUGUGCAUGUCUGCAUUUGUUAGCUCUGUAACAGCUUACAUAUCCCAGGGUUUGAAUGUGUGUGCACUCCUAAAGGUAAGUAUUGCUGUUUAUCACUGGCUCCAGUAACUGUCUCUUUGUGAGUAGUAAAGUGUUCUUUCUCAAAACAUGCUUAAAAGAACAGUGGUUUUGUUUGAAAGCAACAUUUACAUAAGGCUUUACUGGUAAAUAUAGUGUUCUCUGAGUAUAUAUAUCCAAAGCUUUUUAUUGGCCACUUUAGCAUGUAAAUGUCAAAAGUUUUGGGGGUUUUUGCUAGGAAUACUUGUUGUGAUCUGUUGUGAUCAAGAGCACCAUAGCAACAAUCAGGUUAAACAUUGUAGCACGUUCAAGGUUCCUGUUUGUAAAUAAAUAAAGUGCAUAUUAGUUCAAAAUUAA
Messenger RNA from Strigops habroptila (Kakapo), 2742 nucleotides. Its product is annotated as galanin receptor type 1-like. Gene Ontology annotation, cellular component: membrane. Gene Ontology annotation, molecular function: G protein-coupled peptide receptor activity. The transcript is spliced from 3 exons. NCBI's taxonomy places the organism in Eukaryota, Metazoa, Chordata, Aves, Psittaciformes, Psittacidae. Bases 641 to 1732 code for a protein of 363 amino acids. The record is from RefSeq and is a predicted model, not a curated record. Gene Ontology annotation, biological process: neuropeptide signaling pathway.